This is a messenger RNA of Cryptomeria japonica (Japanese cedar), 1122 nucleotides long. RefSeq names its product phospholipase A1-Igamma1, chloroplastic-like. Gene Ontology annotation, biological process: lipid metabolic process. Gene Ontology annotation, molecular function: glycerophospholipase activity. Bases 1 to 1122 code for a protein of 373 amino acids. The record is from RefSeq and is a predicted model, not a curated record. NCBI's taxonomy places the organism in Eukaryota, Viridiplantae, Streptophyta, Pinopsida, Cupressales, Cupressaceae. The transcript has a single exon.
AUGGAUCAGGUGCAGCAGAAGCCCAGUGUUGGUGAUAGAUGGGAAGAUAUACAAGGUAAGCACUCUUGGGAAGGCCUGCUUGAUCCUUUCGAUUCCACUCUCAAAUCCGAGAUACUCAGGUAUGGGGAUUUCGCAAGGGCAUGUUAUCGUGCAGUAAUAAACGAGCAACUUCGAGAAGGAAAUUUGCUGUUUCAGAAGUCAGAUAAUUUGCAGGGUUGCGGCUAUGAAAUUACCGAACACAUAUAUGCCAGUGUUCGCCAGUUGAGGUCCUACAGGAGUGGGGAGCCCAGAAAAACGACUGUUUGGAUUGGGUUCAUUGCCGUUUGUACUGACGAAAAUGAAAUAAGAAGAAUUGGACGGCGUGAUAUAGUGGUUGCGUUUAGAGGGACCAGUAAAGGACGAGAAUGGAUCCAAAAUCUCAAAGACGUAGCAGUUCCUUUGCAAGGCAUACCUGGCAAAAAUUCAAAUUGUGACGUUAGGAUAUAUAAGGGAUUUCUUGGGUAUUAUGAAGACAAAGGUGAAUUCAAAUGUGGCAGCUGCCCAAGAGACACUAUUGGGCGUAAGAUUCCAAUGUUAUUGGAAAGGUAUAAAGGGGAAAGGUUGAGCAUAACAGUUACAGGACACAGCUUGGGAGGUGCCCUCGCAACAAUGAGUGCAUAUCAUAUCAAACUACUGCUAGAAGAGAUUCGAGAGCCUUCAACACCCGUCACAGUCUUCACCUUCGCCUCUCCUCGGGUGGGUGACCGAGCCUUCGCUGAUCAUAUGGAAGAGAUUGGAGUUAAGGUGCUGCGUGUGAAAGUGAAAAGGGAUUUGGUUUCUCACGUUCCUGGAGUUAUUCUGAAUGAGAGGAGACAUAAGCUAGGGGAAUACAUUAAAACGAAACAUUCUUUUAAAAAAUGGGCUUUCCAUCAUGUGGGCACUUUGCUUUCGCUCAAUAUUCUCUCAUCCCCCUAUUUGAGGAAGAGGGAUAAAUUUUUUCAUAAGCACGAUUUGAACAUUCAUCUCCACUUAAUCGAUGGUUAUCAAGGGAGGAGCCCGGCUUUCCAAUCUUCAAACAGAGGGAUGAAGUAUCUCGAGAAGGAAGAAGCAUCUGAAGAAGAAAUAUCUGAAGAAGUUUAUUAG